AUGCUGUCAGCUCCUGGAUCGCAGGUGUCCUGCCGCCGCAACUGCGAGUCCAUCGUGGACACGGUCACCCCCUGUGUGCUGCAGAAGCCGUUCGUCACCGGGCUGCGGCCCUCGGUACCCAGGAAUGUCCAUGAUGUCUCCACAGCGGAGCGGGUCGGCAGAGACCCAAGUCGGAGCGGCAAAGGGUUGGCCCAGGCCCAGGGUCCUCACAGAAAGGACCCUAAAGGCACUGGGACCCCACAGAGGGCAUUUAGUCCCCUGGGGGUCCACGGAGGCCUCUCUUCCUUUGUGCCCAGGCCUGGGCCUCUGCUGAGAGCCGUCACCCAGGAAGAGAGCUCAGAAGACCCAUACAACAAGAAGUCCCCCAGCUCCCAGAAGAGCUCCUGCCCCACUCGAAAUGCCAUUACCAGUUCUUACAGUUCCACCAUGGGCUGCUACCCGGUGCAGAGGAGGAGGGGUCUGGCCACAAGUCAGGCCGCGUGGCCCCCGAGGUCCCCCAAAAAAGUCAGCCAAAAGAGCCCCUUGUGUCCUGCUGGAGUGCCUGCACUUCGCCAGAAGAACCAGCCGGAAAAGGAUGCCGAUACCACCACCAGGCAGAAAACAACGCCGAGGAACUGCUCAUCCCCAGCUGACUGUUCCAGGCCCGGAAAACGCAAGGUUUGUCUGCUGCCACACAGGCGAGGGGAGCCUCUGAGGCUGCCGUCACCCCCUCAGCCGGGGUUUCGAGUGACUGCUGAGGACCUUGACCGGGAAAAGACAGCUGCUCUCCAGCGCAUUCAAGAUGCUCUUCGAGGGGACACAGAGGCCACCUGCAGCUGUGGCCCAACUAGCCCAUCCAGUGCCUUGGCCCUGCCUGCUGCAGUGGCUGCUCCCCUGCCAGCCUCUGACUCCCAGGUCACCUCUGUGGACUGCUCAGGUUCUUCCCAGCCUCUCCUCUUGGGGUCUCACCCUGGCUGCAGUGGGAGCAACGUUGCAUCUAUCCAGGACAUCUCGAUGCAGUCCGGGGACAAGAUGAGACUGCACGACCUGGUCCUCCUGCGGAUCAUGGGGGUCCAGCAGGGCGAGGUCCUGGGCAGCUCCCCGUAUACCAGCUCCUGCUGCCGCCGGGAGCUGGCACUUCUGCUGGCCCCGGUUCCCCGCUGCCCGCCUCCCCUCUCCUGCACAGUGCAAGCCUUCUCCCUUGGCCAGCGAGAGGACAGCCUUGAGGUGGCAUCUUUCUGCUCGGAAGCGCUGGUGACCUGUGCUGCCCUGACCCACCCCCGGGUCCCUCCCCUGCAGUCCAUGGGCCCUGCCUGCCCUACGCCUGCUCCAGUCCCCCCACCUGAGGCCCCAUCUCCAUUCAGGGCACCCCCCUUCCAUCCCCCGGGCCCCAUGCCCUCGGUGGGCCCCAUGCCCUCAGUAGGCCCCAUGCCGUCGGCGGGUGCCAUGCCCCCGACGGGCCCCUUGCCGCCAGCGGGCCCCCUGCCUCCGACACGCCCUGGACCUCCAGCCACAGCCAACCACUUAGGCCUCUCCGUCCCAGGCCUGGUGUCUGUGCCCCCCCGGCUCCAUCCUGGCGCAGAGAACCAUCGGGCAGGCUCCAACGAGGACCCCGUCCUCGCCCCUAGUGGCACUCCUCCACCCCCCAUACCCCCGGAUGAGACUUUUGGGGGCAGAGUGCCCAGGCCGGCCUUUGUCCACUAUGAUAAGGAGGAGGCAUCCGACGUGGAGAUCUCCUUGGAAAGCGACUCUGAUGACAGCGUGGUGAUCGUCCCCGAGGGGCUGCCUCCCCUGCCGCCCCUCCCCCCCUCGGGCUCCACACCCCCGCCUGUGGCUCCAGCCGGCCCGCCAACUGCCUCCCCUCCCGGGCCGGCCAAAGAGGAGCCCGAGGAGCUUCCCACGGCCCCGGGGCCUCUCCCCCCCCCCCCGCCCCCCCCCGUACCGGGCCCCGUGGCGCUGCCGCCUCCCCAGCUGGUCCCUGAAGGGACUCCUGGCGGCGGAGGACCCCCCGGCCUGGAGGAAGACCUGACGGUCAUUAACAUCAACAGCAGCGACGAGGAGGAGGAGGAGGAGGAAGAAGAGGAGGAGGAGGAGGAGGAGGAGGAGGAGGAGGACUUUGAGGAAGAGGAGGAGGAGGAGGAGUAUUUUGAGGAGGAAGAAGAGGAAGAAGAGGAGUUCGAGGAGGAGUUUGAGGAAGAGGAAGGAGAGUUGGAGGAGGAGGAAGAGGAGGAAGACGAGGAGGAGGAGGAGGAGCUGGAGGAGCUGGAGGAGGUGGAGUUCGGCCCCACAGGGGCACCGGCAGAGGAGAGUGGGCCCCCGCCGCCGAGCCCGCCCCCGGCGCUGCCCCCUGCCCAGUCCCCGAAGGCGCAGCCUGAGCCCGAAGGGGAGCCCGGGCUGCUGCUGGAGGUAGAGGAGCCGGGGGCCGGGGAGGGGCCGGGGGCCGAGGCUGCCCCCACGCUGGUCCCUGAGGUGCUCCCCUCCGAGGGAGAGGGUCCGCCGGACCCGGAGAGCGUCCCAGCUGGGCCACCUCCCCAGGAGCUCGAGGAAGAGGAGCCUUUGGCUCCCCCGACCCUGCUGGAGGAGGGGACUGAGAGCGGGGGUGACGAGGUGCCGGUCCCCCCCGAGACACCUGCCGUGGCAGAUGUGGAGGCGGAGGCCGAGUCAGAGACGGCCGCCCUCCCCGAGAAGGUGCAGGAUGACACGGCCGCCAUGCUGGCUGACUUCAUCGACUGUCCCCCUGAUGACGAGAAGCCACCACCGGCCCCGGAGCCCGAUUCCUAAUCCUCUCCUGCUCCCCUUUCGGUUUCUAAUAAAGUUCUGUCGUGGGAGAUCACCUGCCGCCC
Mustela lutreola (European mink) is the source of this 2822-nucleotide messenger RNA. RefSeq names its product proline-, glutamic acid- and leucine-rich protein 1-like. The record is from RefSeq and is a predicted model, not a curated record. Gene Ontology annotation, cellular component: nucleus. Gene Ontology annotation, biological process: rRNA processing. NCBI's taxonomy places the organism in Eukaryota, Metazoa, Chordata, Mammalia, Carnivora, Mustelidae.